UUUUGUUCAGUUCGUAUUCAACAACUGCUAGAAUAAGUAGUGUUAUCUAAAAUUUGCACCUGAUAUUGCUUAUCUCAAAGAGUAGUUGCUAAACACUUUAACAUAAAUUUCUAACUACUAUUUUUUUCCGUUUUUUUUUUUUUUUUUAUUUACAACCGUUUACUUGACAUUUCAUUUAUAAACAAAGACUACGAAUUAUUAUUUGACUGAGUGAUAGUAUUUUUUUUUAGUACCAAAGAUAAAAAAAAAUUAACUAGUGAGAAUGGCAAAAAAAAUUAUCAAUCAUUCUUUAGCAUCAAUGAAGAAAUUAGUUCAAUGAUCGAAUGAUAAUAAAUUAGUAGACUUUAACAUUAUUGUAAGGUGACUUCCAUCAUCAUGGAAGUAAACGAUGAACGUGAAUGCAAUAAAGCUAUGUUGAGCUAUCAUUCAAACAUUUUGACUCAGAAUCCAGAUAAAUUACAAGAAAGCAAGAAGGGCAUUGAAACAAAUGACAAUGACGAACUCAAUAAUAAUGAGAAACUUUUGUGUGAUGAAGAGGAAGAUGAUGUUCCAGUUCAAUACUCCUCUAAUCGUAAGAGUGUAUUUGCUCAGUGCAUGGUGGCUGGUGCAAUGUUAAUGCUAAAUGUUGGAGUGGGAAUGCCAAUUGGAUACAGUGCCAUUUUAUUACCCCAGCUUUCGGAAGUUAAUGGCACCUUUCACAUUGAUGAAUCAAUGGGGUCUUGGAUAGCAUCGAUUCAUAGUUUAGCAAGUCCACUUGGUUCUUUACUGACUGGACCAAUGCUAGAUGCAAUAGGUAGACGCAGCUGUCUUCAAUUGGCCACGAUACCUCUUUGUAUUGCCUGGUUACUCAUUGGAUUCGCUAGCAAUAUUAGUUGGAUAUUGUUUGGUAGAUUUAGUGCUGGUUUUGGUGUUGGAAUGUGCAGUGUUGCUGUUCAGGUAUUCCUUGGGGAAGUAAUAGAUGCAAGAGUCCGGGCCUCUGUAACUACCGCAUCAACAACAGCAUACUGUGCAGGAAUGCUAUUAGUUUAUAUUUUAGGGAGUGCAUUAAAAUGGCAAACUGUCGCAUUCUGUGGUACAAUUUUGCCUAUUAUAAGUCUGAUAUUACUGACUACAGUAUCUGAAAGUCCUGCAUGGCUUGUUCGGAAAGGAAAAAUCAAUGUAGCUAAAAAAGCUCUGAUGUGGCUUCGGGGUGAUGAUGCAAAACAGGUCACAACAGAAAUGUCUAUUCUAGAAGCCAGAGCAAAAGAGGAUCUCUCUCGUAUGUCUUUGUCCAUGACUUUCCGUGAACGAGCACUAGAAACACGAGCGAAAGUUCUCCAUCCAGGUGUCCUCAAGCCUUUGCUUAUUAUAAACGUCUUCUUUUUACUACAAGUGUGUUCUGGCACAUUUCUUGUCGUUUCUUACGGCGUUGACCUGAUGCAUCACAUAGCAAAGGGAAGUAUUAAUAAGUAUAUGGCAGCUGUGAUGACAGCUUUAAUUAGAGUCUUCUUCUGUUUUCUAUCAUGCUUUCUUAUGCUGCGAAUAGGCAGACGUGCAAUUGCUCUCAUAUCUGCAAUUGGAUCUGCUGUUGCGUCUAUUAUUCUUGGUGUUUUUCUACUGUUGAACAUCCAAGACACUGGUUUUGAAGUGUACGUAAUUGGUAUUUGUCUUAUCGUUUAUGUCAGCUUUAACACAAUUGGUCUAUUAGCAUUACCAGGAAUGAUGGUUGGGGAAUUAUUACCCCACAGAGCUAGAGGUGUUGGAGGUGGCUGUACCAUGUUUCUUUAUAAUUUCUCACUCUUCGCCACAACGAAAAUUUUUCCAAUGCUGAAAAACAUGGUGGGUAUCGGUGGAAUAUUUCUAAUCUUCGGAGCAUCAGCAGUUCUGGAAACGAUAUUUACGUGGCUUAUCAUGCCUGAGACUAAAAAUCGUACACUACAAGAAAUUGAAGAUUAUUUCAAGGAAGGAAAUAUACUUUGGAUCAGAAGAAAAAAUCGAAAGCAAAGACUCAGUGUGUCUGAAUCAUAAUCUAAAGAUUUAACUCUGUCAAUGCAAAUUUUGAUCAAUUGUGAUAGUAUAUAUGUAUAUAUAUAUAUAUAUAUAAAAAAUUAUUUUUUUAAUAUGAAUAUUGGAAAAAUUUAAUGCUAAAAAAUAAGAAUGAAAUUUCUAUUUUGAAAUAAAGAAGACUGUUAAUUAUUAU
Chelonus insularis is the source of this 2179-nucleotide messenger RNA. RefSeq names its product facilitated trehalose transporter Tret1-2 homolog. The record is from RefSeq and is a predicted model, not a curated record. Bases 376 to 2007 code for a protein of 543 amino acids. Gene Ontology annotation, cellular component: membrane. Gene Ontology annotation, biological process: transmembrane transport. Gene Ontology annotation, molecular function: transmembrane transporter activity. NCBI's taxonomy places the organism in Eukaryota, Metazoa, Arthropoda, Insecta, Hymenoptera, Braconidae. The transcript has 10 exons.